Molecule: messenger RNA, 2079 nt
Organism: Gastrolobium bilobum
Lineage: Eukaryota; Viridiplantae; Streptophyta; Magnoliopsida; Fabales; Fabaceae
Product: disease resistance protein RPP13-like
Exons: 2
Coding region: 1-2079 (692 amino acids)
Biological process (GO): defense response to other organism
Molecular function (GO): ADP binding
Source: RefSeq, a predicted model, not a curated record
AUGGCUGAGAGCGUGGUUCCCUUCCUUCUAGAAAAAUUGUCCCAACUGCUGGAACACGAAGCCAAGUUGCUCUUGGGCGUGGAAGGCAAAAUCAAAUCCCUUCACACCGAGCUCCAAUUUAUAAAUGCUUACCUCAAAACCUUCGAUGGGAAUAAGAAGAGCAAGACGGAGAUAGAACAAGAAUUUGUUAAUCAAAUCAGAGAUGUCUCCCACGAAGCUGAGGAUGUCAUUGACACGUACAUUGCCAACAUCACCAUUCACAAAAGGAGAAGCAUGCUGACUAGGAUGCUCUGCGGCCUUGGCAACGCAAAGUUGCUCCACGAAGUAGCCGAGAAAAUAGAGAAUAUAACAACCACUCUCAACAACAUAAGCGACAACAAGAUCAAAUACAACUUUGAAAAAAGUGAUGAUCAAUCCACAUUAAGAGAAGAAGAGGAGAGGGCGCAGUUAGUGCACAAGCGAAGGAGAGAUGUGGAAGAGGAAGAUGUAGUUGGCUUUGUCCAUGCCUCCGAGGUAAUCAUCAAGCGCCUCAUGGAAGAAGGGGGUUCACGGCGUAACAUCGUGCCGAUCAUCGGCAUGGGUGGAUUGGGCAAGACCACACUUGCUCGAAAGGUCUACAAAAGCAACGAGGUGAAACAAUACUUCGAUUGCAGUGUGUGGGUUUAUGUGUCAAACGAGUACAGAGCUAAGGAGCUUUUGGUUGGUCUUUUCAAGCAGUUGACGUUGAACCCUGAAUAUGAACGUAGAAGCAACAAGAAGGGUAAGAAACACAAGGAAAUAGAUAAGCCUCAAGACUUUUCUAUAUUGAGCACUGAUGAGCUGAAGAUAAUAGUGCGGGAAUGCUUGAAGGGGAAAAAGUAUCUACUUGUGCUCGAUGACUUGUGGAAAACCCAAGAUUGGGACGAGGUACAAGAUGCUUUUCCCGAUGAAAACACAGGCAGCAAAAUAUUGAUUACUAGUCGUUUGAAAGAGGUGGCCUCGCAUACCAGCCAAGAUCCUCCACACGAACUUCAAUUUCUCAAUGAUGAAGAAAGCUGGGAGCUCUUCUCCAAGAAAGUGUUUCGGGGAGAAGAGUACCCUACUGAUCUAGAGUCUCUAGGUAAACAAAUAGUUCAAAGUUGUGGCGGUUUGCCUCUCUCCAUUGUCGUAUUGGCAGGGCUUCUAGCAAACAAGGAAAAGUCUCACAGAGAAUGGUCAAAAGUGGUGGGCCAUGUCAAUUGGUAUCUCACUCGAGAUGAGACCCAAGUCAAGGAUAUAGUACUCAAACUCAGCUACGAUAACUUGCCAACAAGAUUGAAGACACGCUUUCUAUAUCUUGGGAUAUUCCCUGAAGACUUUGAAAUCCAUGUUAGGCCACUGUUGGAAAAGUGGGUUGCUGAAGGAUUUAUAAGAGAAACGGGGACUAGAGAUCCAGAUGAUGUUGCCGAAGACUACUUGUACGAGCUCAUUGAUCGUAGUUUGGUCCAAGUAGCACGAGUGAAGAGUAGUGGAGGUGUGAAAACAUGUCGCAUCCACGAUCUUCUGCGGGAUCUCUGCAUAUCUGAGAGCAAAAAGGACAAGGUUUUUGAAGUUUGCACCGAUUAUAACAUUGUAAUCCCGACAAAACCUCGAAGACUGGCCAUCCAUUGUAGCAUGUCUCGCUACAUUUCUUCAAGCAACAAUGACCAGUCAUGUGUCCGUUCUUUGUUCUGCUUUGACCGAGAUCUCCAACUUACUCGCGGCCUAUGUGAAUGGCUUUUCAAAAGCUUCAAAUUGGUUCAGGUGUUAGAGCUUGCUGGGCGCUGCCGAAUGAAGAUCCCUUCCAACUUGGGGAACUUUAUUCACUUAAGGUUCCCACAACUGAAGGUGUUCCAGAUGAGAUAUUUGUAUGUCCAAAACUGGAAAUUAGCCAAUGGUGCAAUGCCAUGCCUUCAAAACCUGGUCAUUGAAAGCUGUCCUGAGUUGAAUGAUCUCCCAAAUGAACUGUGGUCUUUGACUGCCUUGAGAAAAGUGCAAGUUCGGGAACCCUCAGAAGCAAUGGCUCACAUGCUACGUAAUUUGAAAAUGAAGGGUGGGUGUGAACUCAUAGUGGAGGGAUGA